AUGACCCUCCAUAUAGGUGUGGUGACAGUCCAUAUAGGUGUAGUGACAAUCCAUAUAGAUGAAAGGACACUCCAUAUAGGUGUGAUGACAGUCCAUAAAGGUGAAAGGACACUCCUUAUAGGUGCGAUGACAGUCCAUAUAGGUGAAAGGACACCCCAUAUAGGUGUGAUGACAGUCCAUAUAGGUGUGGUGACACUACAUAUAGGUGUGGUGACAGUCCAUAUAGGUGUGUUGACAGUCCAUAUAGGUGUGGUGACAGUCCAUAUAGGAGUAGUGACAAUCCAUAUAGAUGAAAGGACACUCCAUAUAGGUGUGAUGACAGUCCAUAAAGGUGAAAGGACACUCCUUAUAGGUGCGAUGACAGUCCAUAUAGGUGAAAGGACACCCCAUAUAGGUGUGAUGACAGUCCAUAUAGGUGUGGUGACCCUCCAUAUAGGUGUGGUGACAGUCCAUAUAGGUGUGUUGACAGUCCAUAUAUAUGUGGUGACAGUCCAUAUAGGUGAAAGGACACUCCAUAUAGGUGUGAUGACAGUCCAUAUAGGUGUGAUGACAGUCUAUAUAGGUGUGGUGACAGUCCAUAUAUAUGUGGUGACAGUCCAUAUAGGUGUGAUGACCGGCCAUAUAGGUAUGAUGACAGUCCAUAUAGGUGUGGUGACAGUCCAUAUAGGUGUGGUGACAGUCCAUAUAGGUGUGUUGACAGUCCAUAUAGGUGUGGUGACAGUCCAUAUAGGUGUGGUGACAGUCCAUAUAGGUAAAAGGACAGUCCAUAUAGGUAAAAGGACAGUCCAUAUAGGUGCGAUGACAGUCCAUAUAGGUGCGAUGACACUCCAUAUAGGUGUGGUGACAGUCCAUAUAGGUGGGUUGACAGUCCAUAUAGGUGAAAGGACACUCCAUAUAGGUGUGGUGACAGUCCAUAUAGGUGCGAUGACAGUCCAUAUAGGUGCGAUGACAGUCCAUAUAGGUGAAAUGAUAGGUGUGCUGACAGUCCAUAUAGGUGUGGUGAUAAUCUAG
Messenger RNA from Mizuhopecten yessoensis (Yesso scallop), 1011 nucleotides. RefSeq lists its product as uncharacterized. Lineage: Eukaryota; Metazoa; Mollusca; Bivalvia; Pectinida; Pectinidae. The coding region runs from base 1 to 1011 and encodes 336 amino acids. The record is from RefSeq and is a predicted model, not a curated record. The transcript has a single exon.